Molecule: messenger RNA, 2064 nt
Organism: Rotaria sp. Silwood2
Lineage: Eukaryota; Metazoa; Rotifera; Eurotatoria; Philodinida; Philodinidae
Source: the annotation of a GenBank genome assembly
AUGAUUAUUCCUGAAUACAAUACGGAAUUAGUCAAUAAUUUUAUGUUAAAUCUUGCCAAUAAAGUACCAGGAAAUAAUGAAAGUUUAUUUCCAACUUAUGACUAUCUUAAUGACCAUACGGAAAAUAAUAUGAAUAAUAAUAUGAGUUAUUCCGGGGGUUUACAACAUCUAUCAGUUAUGUUUCAACAAUUACUGUCUAAAAUAUCGGAUAAUCAGACAACAUAUAAUACAUCAAGUUCAAGUUUAUCGUCUCCAUUUUCGGGAACACUAUUUUCAUCGUCAUUGUCUUUUGUUUCAUCAUUACCUUCAUCAGUAAAUGACGCCAAUUCUUAUCGUCUUCUUUCAAUAAUAUCUCUUUGGUUUGUCCUUAUAUUAAAUCCAAUUUUGAUUUUAUUCGGUGUCAUUGGUAAUUUUCUUACUAUAUAUAUUUUAAUAAAUUGUAAUAUUGUUAAAUUACCUGUAUCAUUUUAUACAAUCAUGCUCAACAUAUCGGAUACACUUAAUUUAUUAAUACCAGUAUUUAUAUUUUGGCUUGAUAAUUGUUUUAAUAGAACACCUGAACGUGGUUAUUUUCGGGAUAAAUCAAAUUUUUUAUGUAAAGCAUUGAUGUGUCCUGAUCAAUUAUUUGCUGCACUUAGUGCUUGGUAUAUGUGCGCUAUAUCAUUCAAUCGUUGGUAUUCUGUAUGUCGUCCAUCGUCCUAUUUUUUUCAUGUGUCAUCUCUUGUAUCGACAGCAUCAUCUGGACCUAUGAAAAAUAAUGUUUAUGAAAAUGAUCGUAAACAGAAAAAACAUCCACCUAAAUCAUAUAUUUCAUUAUCAACACCUUCAUCACGAAUGUCAUCGAUUUGUUCUUUUCUUAAUUGUUGUUAUUGUUUAACACGCAAUAUAAAAUACCGUCAACAUUUACAAGCAUUUCGUAGUAUUGCUAUUAUUACAUUAAUAGGUAUAUUAUGUUGUUUUUAUCCAAUAUUUAUGCAUGAACUUCGACCAAUUAUAUCAACAAAUCACCAUGUUUUCGAUUUAAAACAAAAAGUCACUCGUACAUAUGCUAUUAUUUGGAAACGUUGUUAUUAUAGUGCAAACCAUGAGUAUGCUUAUGAUAUUAUUGGAAUAAUCUUAUCUUGUUUUUUACAUGUCUUACCAUUAACAUUUGUUGCGGCAAUGAAUAUAAUGAUUAUCAUAGCAUUAAGACAACGGCAAAAUGUUAUGACUAUAUCAACAAAUACAAGACAAUCUCUAAUACCAAUUAAAAAAAAACGAGAACCAUUACAUUGUUUACAAGAACUUAUUUUGUAUAGAUAUAAUAGUUCAUCAGAUAAACAAAAUGGAGACACUCAAAAUACACAAUCUGAUAUAGUAAAAUCUUCUCAAUUAUCAUUAAUAAGAACUCAAAAAGAUCAAGCAACAUCAACUGAUUUACCAAUACGUACCAUUAAAUCAAAACCUUCACAAAUUCUUACAACCCUUAAAGGUACUGUACAAAAAAGACAUUACUCACGAGAUCGAACAAUUACAAUUAUGCUUGUUAGUGUUGCAUUAACUUAUUUAAUAUUAACUUUACCUUAUCGAUUAUUUUGGUCUUAUAAUGUUUAUAUAAAACGUAUGCGUCCAGAAAGAUUAAAUUCUUCAAUUUAUUUAUUAAAAAUGCAUUAUAUUGAUCAUGUACUUCGUACAAUACGUAACAUGCAUUAUGGUACGAAUUUUAUUUUUUUCGUAUUUCUUUCAAAAUCAUUUCGUCGAAAAUUUCAACAACUAUUUAUUGAAAAUUUUUUACCUAAAUCAAAUCGAUUAUUCAAGAGGAAUUUGGAUAUCUAUAGUAAUACUAAUUACAAUAAUAAUGAAACGAAUAAUCUACAACAAGUUCCUCAAAAAUUAGAAGAAAAAAAUGAGAACAACGAAAAACAAACCAUAAUCAAUAAAAAUACUAGAAUCGGAAUGAAAUAUUCAACAAAGAAUACUCUUCGGAAGUCUCUUAAUUAUGUUAAUGAGUCCCCGAAAAAACCAAACGAACUACAUUCCAUGGUUGAAUUUGGUCAUAAUGACACAUUACAUGAAUUAAAAUGA